AUGUCCUCCACCCCCCCAAAGAAGGGGGACGUGGAACCCCAAGCUCAGUCGCCUGACGGUUCCGACCCCCCGCCGCCUAUGGACAGAGAAGCCCAGGAGACACAAACGCAAGGACUCGGCUACGACUUCGAAGUCAAGGAGCAGGACCGCUGGCUCCCCAUCGCCAAUGUCGCCCGCAUCAUGAAGAUGGCCUUGCCCGAAAAUGCCAAGAUUGCGAAGGAGGCCAAGGAGUGCAUGCAGGAGUGUGUGAGCGAGUUCAUCUCCUUCAUUACAAGCGAAGCAUCGGAGAAAUGCCAACAGGAAAAGCGAAAAACCGUCAAUGGCGAGGAUAUCCUGUUCGCCAUGACGUCGCUCGGUUUCGAGAACUAUGCCGAAGCCCUGAAGAUUUAUCUUUCGAGGUAUCGCGAG
Westerdykella ornata is the source of this 408-nucleotide messenger RNA. RefSeq lists its product as uncharacterized. The annotation marks the transcript as partial. Gene Ontology annotation, biological process: regulation of transcription by RNA polymerase II. Gene Ontology annotation, cellular component: CCAAT-binding factor complex; nucleus. The record is from RefSeq and is a predicted model, not a curated record. The transcript is spliced from 3 exons. Gene Ontology annotation, molecular function: RNA polymerase II cis-regulatory region sequence-specific DNA binding; DNA-binding transcription activator activity, RNA polymerase II-specific; protein heterodimerization activity. Lineage: Eukaryota; Fungi; Ascomycota; Dothideomycetes; Pleosporales; Sporormiaceae.